AAUGUUUUAAUUGCCUGGGUGUUGGGUUAUUGCUUCAGUCGUGCCUUAAUGACCUUAUUUUGACUUUAAUUCACCCACACACUUUCAUUAAAGGCUUUUGAUUUGUCAGAGUACAGGUGCAGAUUAAUAUACUCAUGAAAAAUGGGAAAUGGUGAUAAGACUCAAAUGCUAGUCCACAUUGAAAAGAAUCUCGAUUACCAGUCUUUUGAUGUGAGAUGGAUCCCUAAUUCUGCAAGACUGGUUGUACUGGGCAGCAAUACUGAUGCUACAGGCUGCAUAGAGAUUAUGGAAAUGUCAUCAGGGAAGCUUGAUUCGCUCUGCAAAACCAAGUAUCCGUAUGCUGUGAAAUGUGGUACUUUCAGAGCGUCAUCCACAGCUGCUCGACAGUUGGCCUUUGGAGACUUCCAUGGACAUCUUCAGGUUGUGGACUUAAGCCAGCCUGAAAAAAUUCUGUACUCUGUCAAAGCUCAUCACAGGGUGCUGAACACUAUAGAUGGAGUGGGAGGACUCGAUAUUGGAAGAGGAGCACCAGAGCUCGUGACAGGUGGAGCAGACGGGCGCGUGAAAGUGUGGGACCUUCGGCAGAGCGAUGGCCCUGUCGUGACCAUCGCUCCUCAGGAGGGCACCCACCAGCCUGACUGUUGGGCAGUGGCUGCAGGCAACGCACAUAGCCCUGAGGAGAGAGUUGUGGCUUCAGGGUUUGAUAAUGGGGACAUUAGACUUUUUGACCUCAGGACUAAUAAAGUUAUGUGGGGUGCAAACGUAGGCAAUGGAGUGUGUUCACUAGAUUUUGAUAGGAGGGAUAUAAUGAUGAACAAGCUAGUUGCAACUGUACUUGAAGCAAAUAUCCAUAUUUUCGAUUUGAGAACCUUAGAUGCCAAUAACCAGUUCGCUUUCAAGUCCGUGUUGGCUCACAAAUCUACAGUGUGGUGUGCUCGGCAUUUACCUCAGAACCGCGACAUAUGGGUUACUACUGGGGGUAACGGAUCACUAAUGUUAUGGAAAUACGUGUAUCCGGCCAAGCGAUCUGUAAAAGAUGCUACUGGGAAUUUGAUGGGUGUGCCUGGAAAUGCAGAUUGUCUAGCUUCUCUAACAGCAAGCACUCAGCCUAUUACAAACUUUGAUUGGAAUGCAGAUUUUGCUGGGCUAGGAGCAUUCAGUGCUAUAGACCAAAUUUUACGCGUUACGAUCGCUACCAAUCUGCCAUCCUGAGUUUUAAUCUCAGAGAUUUUUUAUUCAGGGUAAUUUAACAUUAUUGUUUGAAAAUAUUUUGCUUGAAUGGACUUCAAUUACCAAAAGCUGUUUGCCUUUGACUUCCACAUUUGUCUGUCUUGCAUCGCCAUCUUUUCUUCAUUUUACAUUGUGUGCAAAAUAUGCAUGCAUCAUUAAUUUGACUCUUGAUGCUAACUGCUUCCAAAACUAAAAUUGAAUUCUCAAAUCCAGUCAAUAUUAUAUGGUUAACAUUUCUUUAUUGUGUAUCAAUAAACUAGUAUUUCUUUCA
Messenger RNA from Hyalella azteca, 1501 nucleotides. RefSeq names its product dynein axonemal assembly factor 10 (gene Wdr92). Gene Ontology annotation, molecular function: ubiquitin binding. The transcript has 5 exons. Lineage: Eukaryota; Metazoa; Arthropoda; Malacostraca; Amphipoda; Hyalellidae. The coding region runs from base 142 to 1212 and encodes 356 amino acids. The record is from RefSeq and is a predicted model, not a curated record.